ACUCCCUACCAAAACGGAAGGAAAGCAGAAAGAGAGAACGGGAUGUAUGAUCGACGCCGAUGAUCCCUCCUCCCUCUUCAAAACCCUAAUCUGUUUCGAUCAUCAAUUUUUUUGAAUUGAAUAGUAUAAGUUGUUAAUCAACAUCUCAUUCUUUGAUUAGCCCUAAAUUAAAUAUAACCGCCAUGACUGCAGAAUCUUCAUCCGAUAACCUUUUAGCCCCUUCAUCUGUAGUUUCUGUGGACACGACCAUCAAUCAGCAGCAGCAGCAGCGAACUGCAUGGGCUCAAGUCGUUCGAGGCGAACACGAAGCAGCUGAGGAAGUUUCGUUUUCGGAUUGUUCAAAGGAGACUCAGAUGGGGAACUCUGAUAGUAAUCAGAGCAAUGUCGAUCAUCCCAAGAAGCCAGCUUGGAACAAACCCUUGAAUGGUGUAGUUGGGGUUGGUCCUGUGAUGGGUGGUGAUGUAUCUUGGCCUGCUCUUUCAGAAUCCACUAAGACUCCUUUCAAAUCAGCCUCUGAUUCUUCAAAACCCUCUGAUUCUUCAAAACCCAUAUCUGAUUCAUCAGUCUCCACCUCUCAGGUACCUGUAAUCUCACAUUCACCUAAGAAACAUGCUAAUACUAACCCAAACCCUAAUUUUACUCCAAACCAUACAAUGCCAGUUCGACAAAGAUUUUCGAAACGUGGCGGGGGCACUGGGGGUGGAUCGGUGCAUAGUGGUUUUAAUCGCCCCCCACCGCCGCCGCCACCACCGCUACCACUGCCACUGCCGCUGCCACCGCUGCCACCGCCAUUUCCUCUAUAUGAAAUGCCUUACAGUGCACUGGUAGCGGCAGUGCCUGAUUCUUCUAUUGGAGAACCUCCUUACAAGGGGAAUAGUUGGGAGGGAAGACCAAUUGGAGGUUUUGGGUCUCAAUCCCAUUCAGUGAAUGAUCACUCUUCACAUAGGAAUUCUUCUCGGAGGGGCAACUUUAAUAGUCAUGGGAGUAGGCGUGAUCAAGACCGUGAUUGGAAUGCUUCUCGAAGUUCUAAUGCUAGAGAUGUUCACUUAUCACCACAUCAGAUAGCUCCGCCCGGGGGUUUCAUAAGAUCACCAUCACCGCCGCCGCCGCCGCCACCACCACCAGCAGGAUAUAUGCCCUUCAUUACAUCCCCAUCUGUGAGACACUUUGGGAACCAUAUGGGUUUUGAUAUGACAUCUUCAUUUUGGUAUGUCCCAAGCGGGGUGCCAUUAAUUUCUCAUGCACCACCGCCUCUGCCACCUAUGUUUUCUCCUGUUGCUAAUUUACCUGCUUCAUUACUCAAUCAGAUAAACUAUUACUUCAGUGAUGAUAAUUUGGUGAGAGACGACUUUUUGAGGUCCAAUAUGGACGAUGAGGGUUGGGUUCCCAUUACUCUUAUUGCUGGUUUUCCUCGAAUUCAACAAUUGACGGUUAACAUCAAGUUGAUAUUGGAUUCCUUGAGAACUUCAUCAGUUGUGGAAGUAAAGGACUACAAGGUAAGGAGGCGUUACAGUUGGAAGAAGUGGAUACCCAAAUAUGGUUGGUUUGGCACCGACUCAGGUUCACAGUCCCUGGUUGGAUCAACUUACAAUACAAUCACAACCUCUUUGCAGAAGGUCACAUUGGAUGAAGCAAUUGCUAACAAAAGUAGUAUUACGGGUAAGGAAGAUUCUUCCACAGGGGCAGUUCCAUGUAGAGGUUCAUCUGAGGAUUUGACUAACCACUCAAAAUUGGCCAACGGAGAGUGUAUAAUUGAAGAAGCUUGCUCAAGCCAGAUAUGAAGAUUUGUGCUCUAAAUUUUUUUCGGUGAAUUCAGUCAAGGCUGCUGCACUAUUUUCUUAGAUCAUUCUUGGAUUGGAAGGAGGGAGAGGGGACCAGUAUGAAAGCUUUAGGAAUAUUGAUUUGUUGGGUUUUCUUGUUGAUGGAAUUGAAAUUUGGCAGUUAAGGAGGAAGUUAAAUGGUAAGUACACAGAGAAAGAGGAGUGGAAUAUUAUUGACUUUGGGUAUGUGGUUAUUGGGUUGUAUAGUUCAAGUUGUGCGGCUGGAUGAUGCUUUUGUGUUCUGGUGAUGCAGUCUGAGGUAAUUGAUUUGCUUUUAGUAGAACAAAUUUUGUGGUGAUUCCCCAUCACUAAGUUGAGUCUCUGGUAGCUUUUGUUUUUGUUUUUGCAUUUUUUUUUUUUCUGAGAGAGUUUGUCUAUGAUACGAGAAGCUUGAGAGAUAUUGCACAACUGCUCCGGUGGUAUGAACUGGGUGGCUGAUCUCUGCUUGGUUUCAUGAUAUUAUACUUUCGUAGGCCUUUUAUGUUUAUUUAUACUUUUUAGGUACGUUUUCUUUUUUCUUUUUAUCAUUUAUUUAAUUUCAUUUGCGGACCUUAUACACAUUUGCCAUUUGGCAUACAUCUCUUGACAUAUUCUUCAAGACCUUUUUGAAUUUUAUUUUAUUUUAUUUUUUUUGGCAUUAAAAUUUGACCUCAAUAUAGGACAGUUAUGACGCACACAUGGGAUGUUUAAUGUAAAACUGAAUUUAUUUUAUGAA
Molecule: messenger RNA, 2535 nt
Organism: Camellia sinensis
Lineage: Eukaryota; Viridiplantae; Streptophyta; Magnoliopsida; Ericales; Theaceae
Product: la-related protein 1C
Molecular function (GO): RNA binding
Source: RefSeq, a predicted model, not a curated record